This is a messenger RNA of Cryptomeria japonica (Japanese cedar), 3069 nucleotides long. Its product is annotated as nucleolin 2. The transcript has 11 exons. The coding region runs from base 595 to 2745 and encodes 716 amino acids. Gene Ontology annotation, biological process: regulation of mRNA stability; mRNA processing. The record is from RefSeq and is a predicted model, not a curated record. Gene Ontology annotation, cellular component: cytoplasm; nucleus. Gene Ontology annotation, molecular function: poly(A) binding. Lineage: Eukaryota; Viridiplantae; Streptophyta; Pinopsida; Cupressales; Cupressaceae.
UUUUCCAUGUUUUUGAGAGGUAGGGCAUACCUUCCACAUAAUUGCAUGCACUAUUUUAUCCAGUGUCAACAUUUUAUCACGUCCAUUGCACAUUUGAACCUUCGGAUUCGCGGUGAACGCGUUGCUGUUCAAUUGUUUGACCUCUCCCGUUUGACGAGCGGUGCGUUGAAAUUAGAUCGUGGGUUUCAACGGAAAUUUUAGCGCAUUGUGGAAGAUCGGGGCCCAGGUUCAAAUAAUACAAAUUUUGAAGAAUCAACCUAAGAAUUCAGGCUUACAAAUUCUCGGACAGGAGUUUAAUUGCAUGAGUUUACUUUUGAAUUGGAGAAAUUAUGCUGCUUACCUUUGAUCGUUAAUCACUUAAACUCUUUAAGGCGAUGGAAAACCUAAAUUAGUAUACUUAGCAAUACAUUCCUCGGGAGUCCGACAUUUUUUGAGUCACGCAAAUGUACGUUCCGUAAAACUCCCCAGGAGUAUGUUAUUGUUCUUGUCUGUCAUGGAAAGCAUCAGGAUCAGGCAAAGAAAGACCUCGAUGCAUUUCUUGGUGAGCACAGCAGUGCAUUUGUUACAUGGCUAUGGGAUCACAUUGCAUCCAACAUGCAAGACUAUGCACCAUCUUCAGGGUCAUCAGUACCAGUUGCCACACAUGACCAAGUGCAAAUUUGUUCUGAUGAUGGAGCAAAAACAAGCUCCAAGAAACUGGACAUGAGUAUUGAUCCAGAAACAGAGUCUAAAAAUGACAAUGGAGAACCGAUUUCAAUUGUGACACACAAUGAGGCGGACGAAAGGCCGAUUAAGAUGUUGGGAGCAAUUCGAAGAAGGAAGUGGAUUUCUGAUAAUAGUUCAUCAGCUGAAACAAAGGAACCAUCAAGACAGCAUAUUGAAUAUGAAGAAAGAAACGAUUCUAGUGGAGCUCAACAUUCCAAUUCUAAAGGUAAAUCAGGAUCAAAGAGACAGCGGUCUCCAGAGCCCUGGACACGCAGAGGACAUUUCCGACAUGAUAAAAUACAUGCAGACAAGAAAACAGACCCACCCACAGGACUACAUGCAACCCGUCGACUUCUUCAAUCUGCUGUACGUGAAGCUGUUGGCCCUAUUGGGCCAAUCAAUUCAAAACCUAUUGUUCCACCCAAUUCUAAACGGUUAGAAAUAGAAUCAUCGAAAAAACGUCUGCGAUCUGUUGUUUCUACAAAUGUUGAGAAUUCAGAUUCAUUAUCAGAUGUUGUCGAGGCCUCAAAUAGGCCAAGGGCACUUGCGAAAUCUUUACCAGCUAUGGCCAUUGCUUUGAAAGCAGCAGCUGCAGCGGCAGAGGAUGUAGCGAAGUUCAAAUCAACAGGAAGUGUCUUUGAGAGGCUGGGGAAAAGGUUUGAUAGCAAUCUAAAUGAAUUACAUGAAACUGUCAAGGAACAAAUGCUAGAUAAUGAAGGAAAUGAUGAGGAAAAUGCAACGACAGCAGUUUACCAAGGACACAAACAUCAACAUAGAGCUGAAAUUCAUAAAAAAUUAAAUAGGGGAUUAGUAGAUGAUGUAGAAUUGACGGAUAGAGAGAGUAUUAUGCCUUCAGAUACCAUCAGGGAGGGUUAUGAUGAGGCACAGGAAGAUGCAAGGCAUAUGCGACAUUAUGGAGGUGCCUCAAAAAGAAGAAAACAAUUUGAAAACAUUGAGAGCAGUGGAGUCUCAAGGAUUUCAAAAUCUAAGGAUAGACACUCUAUACAAGCACAAAAAGAAGAUAAACGUUCAGAGGAAUCAGUGACUGUGCAGUAUAGGGUUGCACAAAAUUCUCAGGAAGUGACAAGGGAAAGUAGGGUUCAGAAGACUUCAGCCAAAACUCCAAGUGCUUCUAGGGAAAUUGUCAACAUAUCUGUGAAUGUUAAUACCUGGAAACCACCCCAUUUCCAGCCAGCUAGUGAUUCAGUUGCAACAAAAUCAAAAACAUCUAAUAUGGAUUGUAAUUUACUGCAAGACCACACUGAAAUGCACGUUGAUGGAAAUUUUCCUGAUGUCAUUGACAUGGGUCUUAGAGGUGAAGCUGGGAAGGUUAUCCCUGCUGCUGAUCCAAAUAGUGCAUCAAAUGCAGAUAAUUGCAGUGAUAUUAGGAAUGACACUUCAGCAUCUGGAGUUUGCUCUCCUGUCGGAACUCCUGAUGAUUCUGAUUCAAGGACUGUUUUUGUUUCUAAUGUUCAUUUUGCAGCAACAAAAGAGGCAUUAUCCAAACAUUUCAGCCGUUUUGGUGAAGUUGUCAAAGUUACUAUACAAACAGAUGCUGGAAACAGCCAACCAAAAGGGUCAGCCUAUAUUGAAUUCGCUAGCAAAGAAAUGGCUGAAAUGGCUUUGGCAUUGGACGAGACAUCAUUCAUGUCCCGAAUGCUGAAGGUAAUGCUAAAAACUGCGUCAAAUGCUGAACAUGCUAUCCUGUCUCGUCCUCCUGUACGUCGUCCUCUUCCAUAUUUUGCCAUGUAUUCGGCAAGAUCUAUAUAUGCAAGGGGCUUUCAAAGUGCAUACAGAAGAGGAGGCUACAUGUCGAGGCCUUUUGGUUCUCGCAGUCUUCAGUGGAGGCGAGAUAAAGCAAGUGGUGCUUCUCAAAAGUCAACUGUCUCAGCUAUUGACUCUCAAGCAGCAACAAGCUCUGUGCCUUCUAGUGAUGUCAAUCCUGCUGGUCCAACCUCUUCACAAUCGCCAAGGCCUCUUACUUACAUACGCGAUGUUUCAAAAUCAUUGAAUGAAAAUGCUAGCCAGUCUCAGGAGUAAUGCUCUAUUUGAAAUUGAGUGCGGUGUACUAGUCCAUGAAGAGAUGCUUGAGAUAACUGAUUUUUUCAGUGCAGGACAGUACAGGAAACUACCGCAAGAUUUUUAUUUUUACUUGAGAACUCAGAAUGCUAAUUUCAUUUUCAUGACCGGGAAAUGAAAAGAAUGUGUUGCAGAGUAAUCUCAUGUUUGAGUGGCUUCUGUAAAUAAGGAUCCGAAGCAGUAAAUUUUGAAGAGUGCCAUUGCUAUCCUGGCAAUUCCAGAUGAGCUGCUUUUGUAAGAACUUGGUGUAUGUUAUGAGAAACAUUUCAAAGUUAUCUUUCUGCA